Messenger RNA from Selaginella moellendorffii, 1536 nucleotides. RefSeq lists its product as uncharacterized. NCBI's taxonomy places the organism in Eukaryota, Viridiplantae, Streptophyta, Lycopodiopsida, Selaginellales, Selaginellaceae. The transcript is spliced from 11 exons. Bases 341 to 967 code for a protein of 208 amino acids. The record is from RefSeq and is a predicted model, not a curated record.
GCGCGCUGGCAGGCACAGUAACAGAGCUGUGCAGAAGGAAAUCCAACCGGAUGUCAGUGCGUCUGACAAAACCCCCUUGCUGAACGGAAAGGAAAUCAGCAGCGAAUCCCCACGAGUGCCGCCGAUUGUGCCGGAUCCCGGCUUCUUGGCCAGCGAGGCAAGAGCAUUCCAUUUCCAACCACUGAGCAUCGAUCGACAUGAGCCUUUGAUCGAGAUAUCACGUUCGUGGAGCCAGAGGUGGUGGGGGGCCUGACAGAAGGGCCUUGUAUGGCUUGUGCAGCUCUUUAGAGUUGUAAUCCCUCCACACCAGGAGGUACUGCCUGCCGACCACCCAUCCGAAAUGCGCAGGUGGCUGACGCCUCUUCUCUACACACGCUUGCGGCUGGAAAUGGCAAGGGCAAGGUACGAGCGUGCUGAGCUACGGAUCGGCGGAGCUUUUCUUGUUGGUGUGAGCGUCUACGUGUUCACUCUCUGUCACUGGGUGUUGAGGACUCACUUCCAGUGUAAGGCUGUUUUGUGGAGGGUGUGUCUCUACACACCCAGGACUCUUGCAGUCCUCUACCCAGCCAUGUUCAUUGUGCCUGGCAUUGUGAGCUUUCGCUACUCAGUCUAUGCUGCUUUGGGAGUGGUGUGGAUGGUGCUGUGUGGGGGUGGCACUGUGGUGGUUGCAGCAGUCAAAGGCUCGAAAGUUGUUUGGCUGGUGAGCACCACAGGCUUUGGAGCUAGCUACGUUGUCCUAGCUCUCUUGGGGAGGCAGUACAUAGCUCCAGUUGCACCUUACAGUGAGUAUGACCAGCUUGCGAGGACAAAUCAAGACCUCUCCCAGUUUUUGGAGACUCAGUUCCCCCCGGUUGCAGGUUCUACUACAGCACUGGACCUUGCCGGACUGCUGCCACUGGCUCUCGAUGGUUGCGGCUCUCGUGAAGAACGGCCGAAACAAAAGGGAUGGAAGAAGGGAUGGGACUAAAGGAAAAAUGUUUAAGUGGAGCAGGACACCAAGCUCUUGUUCUUCUUCAGACGAAGAAGGCGAUUGAUCACUUCGGCCAGAUGAUCAAGAGAGGCAGCAACACGGUGACUUACAACUCCCUGGGACAGAUGGACGAGGCGAUGAACCAGAUAACCGAGACUGGAAGCUCUCCGGACGUACACCACCCUCAUGAACGGCUUCUGCAAGCUGACGAGGUUGGACGAUGCGUUCGAUCUCCUCAACCAGAUGAGCGCAGGGGGCUGUGGUGAAUUUCACGACCUUGACGCUGUGCAUGUUUUAGGUGAGACGAGGAGAAGCUUCUUAUCUACACUCUAUACCAUUCGCUGCAGACUAAACCAGUUGGAGGCCUGGAACUUGAGAGGGAUUGUCCUCCCAGCGUUGUCUAGUUCAACCCAGGACAGUGUAAAGUGAACUGGUCCAGGGAAGCCAUGGAGCUCAUCGAAGAAGCCCGAAGAAGACUGGAUGUGGUGUUGUAUACCACUGCUAUCGAUGGCCAUUGUGUUGGGUAUUUUUCUUUAAAGUUAUAAACAAAAUUUUUCUUUUGUGUA